UUCGUCACAUCCUGCAAUUACCAAGUGAUCGUGUCACUUGGGUUUCUACCUCGAACGUCGCAUUGCCGAUAUAACCGAAGACAAAUAUUUCUACAUUAUUUUAAUCUAGAUUACAUAAAGUUUGUGUAACUCAAGUUGAAAGUAUGGUCAAAGUGGAAAAAAGUUGGACUUUGUCUGUACCGGCAUUUUACGCUGGUAAAAGUAUUUUGAUCACCGGUGCUUCCGGUUUUAUGGGCAAAGUACUCAUAGAGAAGCUACUAAGAUCGUGUCCUGAUAUUCGAGAGAUAUUCCUGCUGAUGCGACCAAAAAAGGGAACAUCAAUAGACGGACGGCUUAGAACACUCCUUACGCUACCGCUGUUCGAUAAGCUUCGCGAGGAACGACCUUCGAGUUUCGAAAAAUUAAUUCCCGUAAACGGAGACGUAAUUGAGGAGGGAUUGGGAUUAGCUCCUACGGAAAGAAGAGUCCUUGCGGAAAGAGUUUCCAUAAUAUUUCACGUUGCCGCCAGUGUCAGAUUCGACGACACCCUUAAGGAUGCUGUUAUUGUGAACGCAAGAGCAACAAGAGAUGUUUGUAUUCUUGCUACGAACAUGAAACAACUGUUGGCAUUCGUACAUGUAAGUUCCACUUAUAGUCAGGCAGACAAACCAGAAGUGAAGGAAAUAGUAUAUCCGGCAGAGGUGGAUUGGAAACAAACAAUAAAAAUCGCAGAGAACGUAGACGAUCAUACACUUAGAAUUCUUACACCAAAAUUCUUAGGAACAUCGCCUAAUACAUAUACCUUCUCGAAGAGACUAGCUGAGCAAGUAGUGACGGAAUACAGUGAAGUACUUCCCGUGGUUAUAUUCAGACCUUCUAUAGUAAUAUCUUCGCUGGCCGAACCAGUACCAGGAUGGUUAGAUAAUUUCAAUGGGCCCGUGGGAAUGAUGGUGGGCGGCGGGAAGGGGAUACUACGAGUACUGUAUGUAGAUCCGACAUUGUCUGCAGAUUUUAUCCCAGUGGACAUUGCUAUUAAGGGAAUGGUGUGCGCAGCUUGGAAAAGAGGGAUUACAACAGUAACUCAAGACCCUAAAACUCAUGUAUACAAUUGUGCAUCAUGCGGCAUAAAAAGCAUAACGACUGCAGAAAUUGUCGAAAUGGGUUUACGUAUGACCGAAGAAAUACCACUGGAAGGUAUCCUUUGGUAUCCUAACACGUUAACGACUAACAGUAAAUUGUUGUACUACAUUUUGACGAUGAUUCUGCACUUCUUUCCUGCACUCAUACUGGACGGAUUUUUGAAAAUGAGCGGCCGCCGAGAAAUGCUUACCAAACUCCAGAGAAAGGUAUUCACUGCGAAUAGCGCUUUGGAAUAUUUUCUCAUUAAUCAAUGGAAGUUUCGAAAUGAGAAAAUGUUGAAUCUCCUAACCGACUUACCUACAGAAGAUUUGGAUACGUUUGGUUACGAUUAUUGGAACUUUGACAUAGUCGAAUACUUCCGGGGCUGUCUGAUAGGAGCCAAGGUGUACCUUUUGAAGGAAGACAUGAAUAAAGUGGAGGAGGCUAAAGCACAUUUCAAAAGAAUGCAGUGGAUUGAUAGAGUAUUCAAAUUUUGGUUUAUCGUCGCUGUUAGCUGGAUAGCAAUACGGUCAGGUUUAAUUGAAUGGAUAACAGAUACUUAUCAUUCGAUGAUCGACGAUCCAAUUUUGGAAACUUAACAUAAAACAUUAUAAUCAAUCUAAUCCCUUAUACAGCAGUUCACAGGACAUUAUGCAUUAAAAUAGAACUGUAUUAAACUUUCUUUUUUUAAAUCAAUUGCUCAUGCAAAUAAAUAAUUAUUAAAAGUUAUACAAAGACACUUUUUCGUUUCUUUUUUUUCAAUAUACAGAUUUAGGUGACAGCAUCGAUUUAGCAGAGAACUUACAAUUAAGUACGGCAAGCCGCUUUAUAAAUACUAUUCUACUUAUAAGCUGUACGAAAAUAAAUAUUUUAACUAAAUUA
Molecule: messenger RNA, 1980 nt
Organism: Cephus cinctus (wheat stem sawfly)
Lineage: Eukaryota; Metazoa; Arthropoda; Insecta; Hymenoptera; Cephidae
Product: fatty acyl-CoA reductase 1
Exons: 10
Coding region: 144-1697 (517 amino acids)
Biological process (GO): long-chain fatty-acyl-CoA metabolic process
Cellular component (GO): peroxisome
Molecular function (GO): alcohol-forming very long-chain fatty acyl-CoA reductase (NADP+) activity
Source: RefSeq, a predicted model, not a curated record